AUAGCGCUCAUUAUCUGAUUGCUGAAUGAAUCAAUGCACUUCGGCGUAAGUCAGCGUUCAUACUUCUCGAUUCCGUCAAAAUUCUUAUCGUGGCUUCGGUUCAAAGCCUGCCCCUCCUCCUACCCUCUGUGGCAAGCCGUUUGAUAUUGUUAGGCUCUUCGCUCCGGAGACCUGGAUGCGGUUUUCUCCCCCUUUCCGCGCUAGGCAAGCCGAAUGGGAGAAAGUGGAGUGUCUGCGGAGAGGAAAGCGUGUUUCCCACGCACGCAGGUGCGUGGAGGCCACAAUUUAAGCAGUCCGAAGGCGUCAGAGGUGGGCAGGCUUCCAACCCACUGGGUUACCCCCAGCGCUGUAGUGAGGUACCGCGCACGCUUUCAAGUCGGAGUCUGGCCAAAUCCACAGUCUCACACCGGUUCCCCGGUGACAUCACGAUCUUUCCGGACUCCUGAAUGGGGGAAUCGCACUAGCUCAAAUCUCGCGAUGACUCCUCCUACAGGUCCUCUAGCUUCGCUCCCUUCGCCGCGACCCGGUAGUCGAUAGAAGACCACGUUGAGAACCACCGAGACAUCGUAGAACUAUACUAGCUUCCGGGACUCAUCUAGACGGCAGCGAGUCUUCUCAAACGCCCACGGGCACGAGUGACUACAAUUUAAAAUGGUUGCAAAGAAGAAGAAAGAAAUACAAGUUACUGCAUUGACCAUUUGUCACCAGGACCUUGAAACUUUGAGAUCUUUGGCUGAUGUGGAAGGGAAAAACCUAGCUUCUUUGCUGUUACGCUGCGUGCAACUCACCGAUGGGGUGUCGCAGAUCCACUGUGUUAAACAGAUUGUGCCUUUACUGGAGGAGGCAGACAAAAAUGGCACGUGCGAUCCCACUAUUAGAAGUUGCUUGGAUAUUUUAGCAGGCAUUUACCUUUCUUUGAGUCUAAAGAAUCCCUUGAAGAAAGUCUUGGCAAGCUCACUAAAUUGCCUACAUGAAUUUUUUCUAACUGAGGCCAUACAAAGUUUUACUUCUCGUCUUCAGGAAGAAUUGAAUACUACUGAUGUAUACUCUUAUAGGAAAGUAAUUGACAAUAUAUCUUCAUGUAUGGAGAACUUUAACUUGGGUAUAACAAGUGUUAAUAAUCUUCUUGAAAAUGUGCUUCAUUUUCUACAGAAGAGUUUAAUUGAAAUCUCGGAAGAAAAUAGAAAGUUUGCUGGAAAUCAUCUUGUUCAGACGCAGCUGAUGAAUGACUUGAUGGUAGGCAUUCGUGUCUCGGUCACAUUAGUGCAGAAGACGCAAGGCCUCCAGGGAACUCACUUGGCGAUCUCCAGUUCUCCCACGUGGCGGAGUAUGUGUGGAUUGCUGAGUAUUUUUACCAGGUUUUUGAAUGACGAUGACCUCUUACGGACGAUUCAGAGUACGUCUGGAUUAGCUGUUAUUCUUUUCAUUAAGGCCAUGUUUCAUCCACCUGAAAAGAUUCCUGAUUUGAUUAGUAGCUUGCUUCUCCGUUCAGUGGACUGCGAGAGCAUCCCCGAGUGGUUUUUGAACUCCUGCAGGAGGCUUUGCUGCGCUGAUGUGUCCGAGUCAGCUCUCCUGUUCCUGUGCCAGGGGACACUCACCAUGCUGGACUGGCAGAACGGGAGGAUGGGCCCGAGCGGGGAGGCCCUGCUCUUGGACACUGUGCGUGUUUUGUUCACCUUGAGUUCGCAGAUCAAGGAAUCAGCUCUGGAAAUGUUUCUCUCUAGAAUUUUGGCAUCUUGGACUAACUCGGCCAUAUCUGUUCUUGAAUCAAGUUCCCCAAGCCUAAAGGACAGUCUGAAUGGGAAUUCAAGCAUAAUUAAGAGACUUUUGGAGUAUGUCUAUACCCACUGGGAACAUCCGUUGGAUGCUUUGAGACACCAAACCAAAAUCAUAUUCAGAAAUAUUCUCCAGAUGCACCAGCUCACUCUCAAAGAGGCGGAGCUGGACAAGUCAGAUUUGGCUGCUGAUCAUUUCAUUUUUGAACUGACUCAGAGUCUUCUGCGAUUGGAAUGGCAUAUUAAGGGAAAGUACAUAUGCCUUGGUUGUUUAGUAGAUUGCAUAGGAGUUGAACGUAUUUUGGCAUUAGCUAAAACUAUUCCAUCGCAAAUCUUAGAGGUGAUGGGGGACCAGUCACUGGUACCUUAUGCAAGUGACCUCUUAGAAACCAUGUUUAAAAAUCAUAAGAGUCAUUUGAAAUCUCAGGCUGUCGACAGUACUUGGAUUGAUAAGUGGCAUGAGACUUGGGUUUCUCCUCUCCUUUACAUACUGUGUGAAGGAAAUCUGGAUCAAAAAUCUUAUGUGAUUGAUUAUUACUUGCCAAAAUUAUUGAAUUGCAAUCCUGAAAGCUUAAGCUACAUGGUAAAGAUUCUUCAGACUUCUGCUGAUGCUAAAACUGGGUCCCAUCAUAGUAGAGGGGCUCUGGGAGCUUUGAUGGCAUGUCUGCGAACAGCGAGAGCUCAUGGACACCUUCAGUCUGCAGCUGAUGCUUGGGGAAAUCUUGUGUCCCGUGCAAAAAUAAAGCAAGGCUUAAUUCAUCAGCACUGCCAGGUACGGAUAGAUACAUUAGGCUUGCUUUGUGAAAGUAAUCGAAGCACAGAAAUCGUUUCCACCGAAGAAAUGCAGUGGAUUCAGUUCUUUAUCACAUACAAUCUUAAUAGUCAGUCUCCAGGAGUGCGGCAGCAGAUUUGUUCUCUUCUUAAAAAGUUGUUUUGUAGGAUACAGGAGAGUUCUCAGGUACUUUAUAAACUGGAACAAAACAAAUCCAAACACGAACCAGAGAAUGAGUUAACCAGACAACACCCUUCUGUUUCUUUAUGGCAAUAUAAGAGUUUCAUGUCAUCCAUUUGCAACAGUCUUUUUGAAGCAUUGUUUCCUGGCUCUUCCUACCCAACUAGAUUUUCAGCUCUAACCAUUUUAGGCUCAAUAGCUGAAGUUUUCCCUGUCCCCGAAGGUCAAGCCCAAACAGUGUAUCAGCUGAGUCAUGAUAUUGAUGUCGACCAUUUCCAAACACUAAUAGGUUGUUUAACCAGCACUUUUGAAACAGUGAAAGUUUUAGCAUUUGAUCUUCUAAUGAAGUUACCAAAAACAGUUGUACGGUUGCAGGAUUCGGAGAAACUGCAAGGCUUAUUCCAGGCAGCACUGGCGCUCAGCACCAGCACCAAACCCUAUGACUGUGUAACAGCUUCCUACCUGCUGAACUUCUUGAUCUGUCAGAACGCUCUGCCGUCAUCUCUGUCCACCUACUUAACUCAGCAGGUUUUGUGUGGAGAUGGAGAUAAGUCUGCUGCUGUGGUGGAAAGUAACACAUUAAUGGUUAUCAAAUGCUUGUUAGAAAACCUUGAGGAAGAAAUAACUCAGGCUGAAAAUUCUCUGCUUCAGGCAGCAGCAUCAUUUCCAAUGUAUGGACGAGUUCACUGUAUAACAAAGGCUUUGCAGCAGUUACCUCUAAACAGCCUGCGGUUGGUGAGGGAGUGGAGGCCCGUGGUGGAGAAGCUCCUUCUGAUGUCCUACAGGCUCUCUGCCGUGGUGUCUCCAGUCAUUCAGAGCUCCUCCCCGGAGGGCCUCAUCCCCAUGGACACUGACUCAGAGUCAGCAAGCCGCUUACAGAUGAUUCUGAGUGAGAUUCAGCCACGAGAUACUAAUGAUUACUUCAAUCAAGCCAAAAUAUUGAAGGAACGUGAUAGCUUUGAUUUGGAGGACUUGAAUGCCAGUAUUCCAAAUGUUGAUACUUCUGCAGAAAUCAAAGGUAAAGAAGGAAAAACAUGUGAUGUAACCGCUCAGAUGGUGCUCGUAUGUUGUUGGAGAAGUAUGAAGGAGGUUUCUCUGCUCCUCGGCGCCCUGUGCCAACUCCUACCCGUGCAGCCUGUGCCAGAGCCUCCUGGUGCGUUACUGACGGAGGAGCAGGUAAAAGAAAUAGGAGAUCACUUUAAACAACACCUUUUACAAUCGAGGCACAGAGGAGCGUUUGAACUGGCUUAUACUGGCUUUGUGAAACUCACCGAAGUCCUCAACAGAUGCCCUAAUGUGAGUCUACAAAAGCUUCCAGAACAGUGGUUAUGGAAUGUUUUAGAGGAAAUUAAAUGCAGUGAUCCUUCAUCUAAACUCUGUGCUACGAGGCGCAGUGCUGGAAUUCCUUUCUACAUACAGGCACUGUUGGCAACUGAACCCAAGAAAGGCAGAAUGGAUUUGUUGAAAAUAACAAUGAAAGAGUUAAUCUCUUUGGCUGUGCCUACUGAUGACUCACUGAGUACAGUCCCCCAGGUUCAUGCUUUAAAUAUCCUCAGAGCCUUAUUUAGAGACACGCGUCUGGGAGAAAAUAUUCUUCCUUACGUUGCUGAUGGAGCUAAGGCUGCAAUUCUGGGCUUUACAUCACCAGUCUGGGCAGUGAGAAAUUCAUCCACGCUUCUCUUCAGUACCUUGAUCACCAGAAUAUUUGGAGUUAAAAGGGGAAAGGAUGAACUGUUAAAAAAAAAUACAAUGACAGGGAGCGAAUUUUUCUCUCGUUUCCCAGAACUCUAUCCUUUUCUUCUCAAACAGUUAGAAGCUGUAGCCAAUACUGUGGACAGCGAUAUAGGAGAACUGAACCGUCACCCAAGCAUGUUCCUCUUACUUUUGGUGUUGGGGAGACUGUACCCUUCCCCUAUGGAUGGCACCUAUUCCGCCCUCAGCAUGGCGCCUUUCAUUCCCUUCAUUAUGAGAUGUGGUAACUCACCUGUCUACCGCUCCCGUGAAAUGGCGGCCCGUGCCUUGGUCCCAUUUGUGAUGAUGGACGAAAUCCCUGAUACCAUCCGAACUCUGCUGGCCAAACUCCCCAACUGCACUGACCAGCAUUUCCGGCAAAACCAUAUUCAUGGGACACUUCUCCAGGUUUUUCAUUUGUUAAAAGCCUUCUCAGACUCCAGAUACAGAAUGAAUGCAUACUCUCAGCAGGAGCUGGCUGACAUUGCUGUUUGUACCAAAGCCAAACUCUGGCUGGCCAAGAGGCAAAACCCAUGUUUGGUGACCAGAGCCGUGUAUAUUGAUAUUCUCUUCCUGUUGACUCGCUGCCUCGACAAACCCACAAAAGGCAACCAGCCAGUUCCGGAGCAUCUUGGCUUGUGGGAGGAAGUCGGAAAGAUCGUCUCAGGAUCCGAGCUAAUACGGGGAUUCCCCUACACCUUCACAGUGCCUGGCCUGCCCCAGUACCUCCAGAGCCUCACCAAGCUGGCCAUCGCUGCAGUGUGGGCAGUGGCAGUCCAGGCUGGAGAGCAGACAGUGGACGUUCCCAUCUCCUUCUCUCAGCUGCUGGCGUCUUCCUUCCCGGAAGUGCGCCUGCUGACACUGGAAGCUCUGCUGGAAAGGUUUUCAGCAGCAGCCUCUGGAUUGGGGAAGAAGGAACUGCCACCUUUGCUGUGGAAUAUGGGAGGGACGUUCUUAAUGUUGGCUAUGAAGGAAACUCACCCAGAAUGCUCCUGCAAGAUACUGAAAAUUCUCCACUGCAUGGACCCCAGUGAGUGGCUUCCCCAGACAGAAUGCUGUGUCCAUCUGACCCCAGAGGAGUUCUUGGACUGGACAAUGGAUGUUGCUUCCAAUGAAAGGUCUGAAAUUCAAAGUGUAGCCCUGAGACUCGCCUCCAAAGUGAUUGUCCACCACGUGCAGACAAGUGACGAGACCAGAGACUCCGUCGCCCCCAAACUGAAGCAGUGGGUUCAGUUGGUCGUCGCAUCUUGUGGAGACCAUCUUCCCACGGAGUCCAGGCUGGCGGCUGCUGAAGUCCUCACCAGCGCCACACCCUUGUUCCUCACCAACCCCCGCCCCCUUCUCGGACUGCAGGAUACACUUGCCCUCUGGAGGUGUGUGCUCACCCUCCUGCAGAGUGAAGAGCAAGCUGUCAGAGACGCGGCCACAGAAACGGUGACGACUGCCAUGUCACAAGAAAACACCUGCCCAUCGACAGAAUUUGCCUUCUGCCAGGUGGAUGCCUCCAUCGCCCUGGAUCUGGCCCUGGUUGUGCUGUGUGACCUGCUCCAGCAGUGGAACCAGCUGGCCCAUGGGCUCCCAGUCCUGCUGGGGUGGCUGUUGGAAGAGGGCAAUGACCUCCCGGUCUGUGUGGAGAGCGAGCAUCAGGUGGAAGAAGACUACCUGUUUGAAAAAGCAGAAGUCAACUUUUGGGCCGAGACCCUGAUCUUUGUAAAAUACCUCUACAAGCACCUCUAUCGCCUCCUCUGCAAGUCCAGCUCAAGUCCCCUCAGCCCUGACCAGCUCCACCAUCUUCAAAGGACAGCGUCAGAGCAGCGCCACCUCCUUUCCCAGCUCUUGGAAGGGCUGCCGCCAGCCGCUGAGUUUUUGAAGACAGUGGAGUUCACGAGACUGCGCAUUCAGGAGGAAAGGACUUCGGCUUGCCUGAGGCUGCUGGCCAUUCUGGAAGGAAAAGAAGGGGAGGACACCCUAGUUCUCAGUGCUUCGGACUCUCCAGCAGAAGCAAGUCGGUUAACUCUUCCAGGAACAGAAAUGGCUUGUUGAAUAAAGAAGACUUUGGGGGUGGGGGUGGGGGUGCGGGUGGAUUAGUCUCUAUUAAACCUGCAGGAAAUGUGUUGAACAUAAAUUCAGAUAUUUUUUUCCCUUCAUACCUCCCUGACUUCUGUGAGGCUAGUUUUCUUACAGAGGGGUUUUUCUUCAGUUCACUCAGUCCAGGUAGCCUGGUUUAUUGAAGCUACUGUAGGAAGUGAGGCGACCACACUGAAUAUUCACUCUGUUUCCAGGUGCGGGCCACCUGUGGGUCUGAAUUAGCCUUUCUCGUCCCUCCCUCAGGACCUCUGCCGCCCAGCCACCGCCAGCCUGCAUUUUCUAUGAAUCGACUGCACAGAAUUGGAUUUUGACACAUGAUUUCCACCCCCCCAACUUUGGUUUUUUUUUUGGCUCGAUGUAGGAGCUGGAUUUGUUGGCGAACAGCCCAUUUGGUCAGAAUUCCAAAUUUUAUUCCAUUUUAGCUAAAGCAGAAAUAUGUUCCAAAUGUGGGAUCCUGAGAGUGUUAAGGAUAAACUUCGUACAAAUAGUUUCGUUUUUAUUGCCCGCAUGUGAGUCCUGAGUGACCUACACAUGCCAUCCUAAUUAUUAAAAGAGCCAUUGAGAGCUCCUGCCCCCAAGAAAAUGUUUGCACUAAUGCCAGGAGACCCGAUUUUGCCACCCAGUGAAAGCAUAGAGCCUUGGCUGUUAGAAGGAGCCUGGGGAAAGGAGAGCCAGAAUGAAUGAUGUAUUUUUUGAUGCCUACACUGUUUACUAUCAUUUUCUUAGUGGCAAUAACAAGAAGUUUCUCACUUAGGAUGCCAGGAAUCACAUUUAUACAUUUCAGUCAUUGAAUCUAGACGCUGGAGGGUUUUCUGCCUUUCCUAGCCUAGCCCUCUUCCUCAGACAUCCAGCAGGUGUCACUCUUGCACACAUUUUGCUGCUGGUCCUGUUUUUCCCAUUGACUUGCCAUUUUUAAAUUGUAGUUUCAGAGUAAGUGUAACCCCCAGGCAGUUAUCUUGAAAUUCAUACCUUGGAUGGGCCAUAGCCUUAUCCACAUUCAUUUUUUAAAAGGUUUUAUUUACUUAUUUUUAGGGAGGGAGAAAGAGAGGGUGGAAAACGUCCAUGUGCUAGAGCAACAUUGGUGGGUUGCCUCUCCCACAAGCCCCUGACUUGGGAUCUGGCCGACAACCCAGGCGCAUGCCCUGGCUGGGAAUCCAAAUGGCGACCUUUUGGUUUACAGGACGACACCCAACCCACUGGGCCACACCAGUCAGGGCCACAUUAAUUUUUCUUCCUGGUCGUCUGAAUAAGCCAUUUCAGCAAUGGUAUAUAAACUUGGUCCAACUUUUAGGAUCUGUAAAUAUUUUUAUAUACUCAGGUAAGCAGUCACUUAGAAUUCUAUUAUUGAUGUUAGAGGGUCUGAGGGGUACAGUUUAUGGGAGAGAGAGUUGGGUAUGAUCAUUUCCUACUGCAGAAAAGAGUUAUAUUUCAGAUAAAAUGUCUCUCUUUGAAAGAAAAUCAUCUAACACUAAAAACACAGCCAUAUUGGAAGUAUAAACCAAGGACUCUAUAGGGAGAGGCCUGGAGAAAAGUUAACUUUGUGUCCAAAGUUUUGUCCUAAAGAGAACAGGAAAUUCCCUGGGUGGUUUUACACCAUUCAGGUCAAAAUGUGUUUUGUUUUUGUUUUGUUUUGGGGUGGUGGUGGUUGUUUGUGAUCCUGAAUUGACUUCCUGGUCAGGCAUCUGUGCAGCCCAUACACAUUUGAUGGAAAAGUUGUCAGCCUAACAUUUCUUUUGCUCUGAGAAGACUUGGCUGGUGAGAAGUCAGGGCAUUGUUGGCAUAAUGUGCUGAUAGCCAUGGUAGAAUAUCAUGACACUGACCCCAGCAAAGCCCAGCAUUCCCUUUUUUCCAUUUAAAAUGAAGUAAGAACAGUUACACAAUAAAAAUGUUUUAUGCCAGCAGGUGCUCUGUACAAAAGUAUGUCUAUGUGCCGCCUCCAGAAUCCUACCGGGCCUGCAGAGUGGGUGCUUUCGUAGCUGUUGGCUAGGAGGAGUUACCUCAGGUUUGGACCUUGGCUGGCCAUGGCCAGCCUGGGAAGGCAGCAGGGACAGAUGUGCCAUAGUUCUGUAGCUGAACUUCGGUUGCUGGCCUCCAGGAGCAGUGGCUAGGGAAAUGGCUCCCUCACACUUUUCCUGAUUCCUGAAGAAGUUGUGGAAUACCUCCUUUCAGGGCCACCCUCAAAUUGUUGGGAGUUAUUUCAACAAAGAACAAAACAGUCAGGAUUCUGGGAGUGUCCGCCACCAAAGUCCAGCCCUGUCUAGGACCCAGAGUAGGUUGGGUCAGUCCUAAGAGGUCACUUCCCUAGAGUCCAAGAUUUGGUGGCCCCUAGCUCUGCAUUCAUGAUUCUGUGGACCUAUACCCAUCUGGCCACAGUCCAGAAGGCUGGCUUCCUCAGUUUUUUAUGCUUUGUAAAUUUAUUUUAAUAAAUAAGAUGGAUCACACUU
Phyllostomus discolor (pale spear-nosed bat) is the source of this 8990-nucleotide messenger RNA. It is a transcript of the gene THADA, whose product is annotated as THADA armadillo repeat containing. Bases 652 to 6501 code for a protein of 1949 amino acids. Gene Ontology annotation, cellular component: cytosol. The transcript has 38 exons. Lineage: Eukaryota; Metazoa; Chordata; Mammalia; Chiroptera; Phyllostomidae. Gene Ontology annotation, biological process: tRNA methylation. The record is from RefSeq and is a predicted model, not a curated record.